AGUUUCUGGAUGAGGUGGGGGACGGGCCCCUUACAGAUGACCUGCUGCAAUGUCUGGCUGAGGAGCUGAUCUCAUUGGAUGAGAAAGAUGGAUUCACAGGUCCGUGUCCUGAAAACCUGGAAAUGAGCAAAGAGGAGUCUGAAAGAGAAGACAAUCCUGUAUUGGGGAGAAAUGCAUAUCCUGAGGUUACUUCUGUAGACAAUGCAGCUCUGCUUAGCUUUGGGUUGGUUGUAAAUGACACCAUCUCAUGGACAAAGGGUGAAGUACUUGGCAGGGGAGCCUAUGGGACGGUGUACUGUGGCCUGACCGGCCAGGGCCAACUGAUAGCUGUGAAGCAGGUGAGCUUAGACGCCUCUGACCCGGAGUCUGCAAAGAGGGAGUACGGUCGUCUGCAGGGGGAAGUGGAGCUCCUUAAAACCCUUAGACACACCAACAUUGUGGGCUUCUUGGGGACCUCGCUCUAUCAGCAUGUGGUUUCUAUCUUCAUGGAGUACAUCCCCGGAGGAUCCAUUGCUAGCAUCCUCCACAGAUUUGGUCCUCUGCCCGAGCGUGUUCUAGCCCUGUACACCCAUCAGAUCCUGGAUGGAGUGGCCUACCUCCACCUGAAUAGGGUGAUUCAUCGUGACCUGAAAGGAAACAAUGUCAUGCUGAUGCCCACUGGUGUCAUCAAGCUCAUAGACUUUGGCUGUGCACGCCGCCUCAGCUGCCUAAACCACACGGCAAGCAACAGUGGAGAUCUGCUCAAGUCUGUCCACGGCACACCUUACUGGAUGGCACCAGAGGUUAUAAAUGAGACCGGAUAUGGCAGAAAAUCAGAUAUAUGGAGUGUGGGUUGCACAGUGUUUGAGAUGGCCACUGGGAAACCACCACUGGCACACAUGGACAAGAUGGCUGCUUUGUUCUACAUUGGGGCUAAAAGAGGGUUGAUGCCCUCCCUACCGGACACAUUCUCAGAUAGUGCCAAGGACUUUGUAAAAAUCUGCUUGACAAGUGACCAGAGACUACGGCCAUCUGUGGGGCAGCUGCUGAAGCACGCAUUCAUCCCCAAUCAUGAGACUACAGUGAACUCCUGGGAAACACAGAAAAAGAUCUGUUGCAAUCACCCAGAUGGACUGUGCGGUUAACGGAAGUUACGCCAUGAGGGACUCAGCUCAAAGUGACAUUUAACGUCUUAAUCUAGACCGGUGACGGAAAAGUGACCCUUUGUGACUGACUUUCUGUAACCUCACUCCCUAGUGAUACAGUAGUGCCUGUUGAGGGAGCACGCAGCACUGAGCUCAUGUCCAAGACACUUCUGAACUCAACAUGUAGUAAAUCAAGUGUGAAAAAAAAUUAAUAUGAGAAGCACUUUAAUAUAUUUCAC
Molecule: messenger RNA, 1363 nt
Organism: Scomber japonicus (chub mackerel)
Lineage: Eukaryota; Metazoa; Chordata; Actinopteri; Scombriformes; Scombridae
Gene: map3k19
Product: mitogen-activated protein kinase kinase kinase 19
Exons: 6
Coding region: 123-1124 (333 amino acids)
Biological process (GO): protein phosphorylation
Molecular function (GO): ATP binding; protein kinase activity
Source: RefSeq, a predicted model, not a curated record